This is a messenger RNA of Tauraco erythrolophus (red-crested turaco), 598 nucleotides long. The record is from RefSeq and is a predicted model, not a curated record. Lineage: Eukaryota; Metazoa; Chordata; Aves; Musophagiformes; Musophagidae.
GUCAGGAAUAUGGCAACUCUAAAAGACAUUACCAGGCGCUUGAAGUCCAUCAAGAACAUUCAGAAGAUUACAAAGUCCAUGAAGAUGGUGUCUGCAGCAAAAUACGCAAGAGCUGAGAGGGAGCUGAAGCCUGCUCGAGUCUAUGGAACAGGAGCACUGGCUCUUUAUGAGAAAGCAGAAAUAAAGGCACCUGAGGACAAGAAGAAGCACCUCCUCAUUGGUGUGUCCUCUGAUCGAGGUCUGUGUGGCGCUAUCCAUACAUCCGUUGCUAAAACCUUGAAGAAUGAGAUUGCCAACCUCUCAAACGCAGGGAAAGAAGUUAUGGUGGUCGGAGUAGGUGACAAGAUCAGAGGCCUACUUCAAAGGUGAAAAAGAGAAGGGUUUGGUUUGGUGGUUUUGCUUGUUUUCUGUGGUAGAAAUUUCAAGACUGCUUUGAAAGCUGUGUGUUUUGGAGAUGCUUCAAUCAUUGCCUCGGAGUUGUUAAAUUCUGGCUAUGAAUUUGAUGAAGGGUCUGUCAUCUACAAUCGAUUCAGGUCUGUCAUCUCCUACAAAACCGACGAAAAACCCAUCUUCUCCCUUGAAACAGUUGCUGGUUCUG